ACACGUGUCAAACUUCAAUUGGCAUUUCCUCAUUAUCUUUCACCUCCAUCAAAUGUUGAAACCUACCGCAUCUUCGAUCCCAUAUAAUGCCAUACCGUCGAUACCGAUCUAACACAAACGCUUCAACGUGUCAUACCAAAGUCCUUGUCUGUUUUGGAUCUUGAGGAGAAAAUGGCGAGCGACCAAGUGAAACUGAUCGGCGCAUGGGCGAGUCCCUUUGUGAUGAGACCGAGGAUUGCUCUAAACCUCAAGUCUGUUCCCUACGAGUUCCUCCAGGAGACGUUUGGAUCGAAGAGCGAGUUGCUUCUCAAAUCAAACCCGGUUCACAAGAAGAUUCCGGUUCUGCUUCACGCUGACAAACCGGUCUGUGAGUCCAACAUCAUCGUUGAGUAUAUUGAUGAGACUUGGAGCUCAUCUGGACCGUCCAUUCUCCCUUCCCAUCCUUACGACCGGGCAAUGGCCCGGUUCUGGGCUGCUUACAUCGACGAAAAGUGGUUUGUCUCUCUAAGAAGCAUCCAAACAGCUGAAGGAGAAGAAGAGAAGAAAGCGGUGCUAGCUCAAGUGGAUGAAGGGACAGCGAUUCUCGAGAAGGCCUUCAUCGAUUGCAGCAAAGGAAAACCCUUCUUCAAUGGUGAUCACAUCGGUUACCUCGACAUUGCCUUCGGGUGCUUCUUGGGUUGGUUAAGAGUCACCGAGUUGGCAGCUGGUCAUAAACUUCUUGAUGAGACCAAGACCCCUUCUCUGUCCAAAUGGGCUGACCGGUUCUGUGAUGAUCCUGCUGUGAAACCUGUCAUGCCCGACACUGCAAAACUCGCUGAAUUCGCUCAGAAGAUCUUUGCCAAGCCACAGCCCUAAUCAAGUUGAUGGUGUGGAUUUGUGGGAUGAGAUCUUGCAAGAAUAAAUGAAGAGGGUUACUUAUUUCUAGAUGUUUUUUCUACGUUUUGGUGUGCGUUAUAGUUAUUUUGAACUUUAAGUUUGUACCAUACUUGGUGAAUGAAUCUUUAUGUGGAUUGAGAAGCAAGAGAACGAUAUCUAGCAAAAUCCCACAUUGUAAUGAUAGGUGAUUAACUAUCACUAAGUGGCUAAUUAUCACUAAAGCGUUCCAUACUGUAAAGGUGGAUGAAUAGUAAAUAGCUUCUAAGUUCAAACCCACAAGCUAGCUUUUGAAGAAAAAAUAGUUCUUAAUUCUAAG
Messenger RNA from Thlaspi arvense, 1192 nucleotides. NCBI's taxonomy places the organism in Eukaryota, Viridiplantae, Streptophyta, Magnoliopsida, Brassicales, Brassicaceae. The record is from the annotation of a GenBank genome assembly.